GUAGGACAUCGGUAGCGUGCUGCGAUCAAGCAAUUCUUGUGCACAAGAUCCGGAGCUUAAAACCAAAGGCUUGCUGGCACAGAGCCCUCCUCUGGAUAUCCCCAUCUACCCGAUAAAGGCAGGAGAUUGGGUCCUUGUCAAGUCAUGGAAAGAGGAGAAGUUACGGCCGCAGUGGUCUGGCCCAUAUCUAGUGUUGCUGACAACGGAAACAGCGAUUCGAACAAAAGAGAAAGGGUGGACGCAUGUGGCGCGAGUAAAGGGACCAGUGGACCCAUCAACCGAGGGAGGUGGGAAGUCCGAGUGGGGGACAAUCCGUUGACAUUACAGAUUAAGCGAAAAGGACGAUGAAGGACAGUAACCAGUUCAAAAUUGUAUAUCACAGUCUGUUUACUCUACUGUACCUUGCGGUUUGCGGAAGCGGGUUUAAUUAUUUUACUACACUCUGUGCGAACUAUGCUAGACAGAAGGGACAGACCAAUUGUUGGGUGUGUGCGACCAUCCCACAUCAUGGGGAAUCCGGAAUCCCUCUUACCAUUCUGCCUAUGACUAGGGAGGAAGUAGGCCAGGUGCUGCAGUUCAACACCUCUGUAAGUGAUACGUGGGAGUCGGGCGGGGGUACAUGGAAUUCUAGUUACGGGAAUUGGUGGCCGUGUUGGGGUAGGUGGAAAGGGAGCAAGGGGAAUUACAGUUUCAAGGGAUGGUUUCCCCGACCGGCCCCAUGGACCCGAGGGGCAAUUGACGGUCUCAGAGUUACGCCACCUCGGGGACAGGUUAACUCAACGUGUUUCUGUAACUGGAAUGUGAGCGCCCCGUUCCAAUUGGGGAACUCAUCCUGUAAAGUGUACCAAGUGGCCCACGAAUACAGCUUGCCCAUACCAUUAAACGGGACAUAUUGGGUAUGUGACACCAGAGCAUAUCCAUACCUGCCCGGGGAACAACAUGAACAUCAGGGAGCCCAGGGAUCCGGCAUAGAGUGGACCUUGCCACCUGAACAGAAGGGGUGGAGCGGUUGUUGUUACCUAGCCUACCUAGUCCCUCAUGUACACAUCCCGAAACAAGUCCCAUGGACUAGAAAGGAAUGGGGAAAGAAGAGAUGCAAACCCAGAAAGGUGACGGAGACUGACCGCUUGUUCUGGACCCUCCUUCUUCCUUAUGGGACGGCUCGGGCAGGGUUAGCUGCUUCCUUGGAGGAAUUGGCCAAUGGCACGGCCACAGCUCUAAGCGAGCCGCAGACCCAGGUGUGGGCCCUCACUACUGAAAUGAUUGCCCUCAGAUUAGUGGCCCUCCAAAACUGAACGGCCUUGGAUUUUAUACUUGCUGAGAAAGGGGGGACCUGCGCUCUGAUAGGGAAUGACACUAUUUAUGAUGAAAACCCCGGACAGCGAGCAUAACGACGAUACCCAACGGAGAGAGAUUAAAUACAUGUUGGCCAAAUUAGAAAACAACUGAAGGAACGGGGAGGGAACGCUGAGGUGUAGUUUAACCAAUAAUGCGUGGCAAAAGAAAAAGGGUGGAAUUGAGAGAAAUGGAGAGCUACAGGACAGCGGUUAAACUACAGUUAACACUAGUACAUGAACUUAGGCACAACAGUUAACACUUGUACAGGAAUUUAGUCACAGAUGUGAUAGCAAUAAGGAGAAGUGGUGAGGCGGCAGUGCACAGUAUGGGGGAUCAGCUUGAGUGAGCAGAAGAUAACAAUAAGGAGCGAUUAAGAACCAGCUAAAACCGGAUCCGGGAAACACUUGGGGCUAACUAAAGGUGAGGAGUACGUGGCCACAGGCAGCUAUGGCACAUGCGUAGUAGAGAAUAGUAAAAGCCAGAGCUGAACUACAGAUGGGGACGCCCACUUAGGGAGGCCCGAGGGAAUACAAACAUUGGCGCCUGAAUACAUAAUGAAUAGGAUGUAUAAAAGAAGACUGCAAACUCUGUAUCAGGGUCUCUCCGGUUCUCCGGGGGCACCCGACUCUGCAGACUCGCAAUAACAGAACUUGUUUCCACGACUUUGACUCCAGUGGUUCUGUGGUUGUGAGCACGGGUGUUUUGAUAAAUCUCACAACAUCAAGAUCAUUUAUGUCCACCACAAAUGGCAAGGGACCCAGCCGCAAACUUGCAUUUCCCUUGACCAUUUGGAAAUUGUGCCAAUGUGUAAUUGUUCAACAAUUUAUCAAUUCUCUCCUGAACAAAAACAUUCGUUUGAAAGCUUGUAAUUGUAACUGUCAUUGGGACCCUUGUAUUUGGGACAGCUGUAGUAAUGAAGUCUUUUUUCCCCUUCUAGAGGAAUGCUGUCAAAUGUAGAAUGUCCCCUCCAUUUCUCCUUGUCAUUGUUCUGCCCACAUUGCAGUCUGCCCUUGCAGGUCUAAUAUUCAGGAUUUUCCAGUCUGUCUGUCAUAGAGUGGAUCAAAACCCAUUUUGUGUGCCAGUUAAACACCUACACAGAACGCAAAAACAAAACAGCGUGCUUGCUGGAAAUACAUAGCAGAUAAGGCAGAAUUGGGCAUAUUUGUUUUCUUUUACCACUUUAGCAAAAUCCACUGCAUUAUCCAGUUCUCUCACAUAUGUUUUCCCAAUGCUUUGUUUUUGAAUCGCUAACAUUGUGACUUCAUGUGUCCUCUUCUAUUACAGUGAAAAUACCUGAGCUUUUUAAAUUUCUCUUGUCCUUUCAUGACUUUCCUUUUUUACUGGUGGCAAACUAUCUUUACUAUCUUCAAUAAGAUCAACUUAUUGUCUUACCACUUGUGGACUUCCGUUUUCCUCAAUUUUUAUCCCUCACAGAUUGAAACUGAUGUUGGAAGCUAAACUUUGAUUUAUGAUCUAAUUCAUAAUUGUCUGCUAUUUCAGCUUCUAGUAUUGCAGUCUUACUCCUUUGCUCUUCUAUGUAAGGUCUCACUACUUCAGGAAGUCAAUUUUUGAACUCCUCCAAAAUAACUACCACUCAAACUACUUCCUCGAAUGAAAUGAAAAAGGCAGUGCUCAGGCAUUGACUAAACUAUGACAUUCUAAAGCUUUGGUAAACAUGAGUCAGAUUGUUUGAAAUAGUUGGAAAGGUGAGAUAAAUGUAAAAUUAAAAUACAGAAUGGGGUCGUAAAGAGAGAAAAGCGAAUGAUAGUGUUCAGAUAAAUUUGAAUGUCAUUGUACAUGAUUCACGAAAUGUUCCCAUCA
Stegostoma tigrinum is the source of this 3159-nucleotide messenger RNA. RefSeq lists its product as uncharacterized. The transcript is spliced from 2 exons. The record is from RefSeq and is a predicted model, not a curated record. NCBI's taxonomy places the organism in Eukaryota, Metazoa, Chordata, Chondrichthyes, Orectolobiformes, Stegostomatidae. The coding region runs from base 345 to 1295 and encodes 316 amino acids.